Camellia sinensis is the source of this 691-nucleotide messenger RNA. The record is from RefSeq and is a predicted model, not a curated record. NCBI's taxonomy places the organism in Eukaryota, Viridiplantae, Streptophyta, Magnoliopsida, Ericales, Theaceae.
UGCAGACUUCAAUGGGUAAUCUCUUUAAUCUUUAUUGGUUGGAUCUGACUAGCAAUAACCUUUCUGGAACCAUUCCUGUCUCUAAUGGGAGCACACCUGGCCUGGAUAAGCUGGUUAAAGUAAAGCACUUUCAUUGUGGAAGCAAUCACCUCUCUGGCGAAAUCCCAUCUCAGCUUUUCAAAUCAAAUAUGUCUCUGAUACAUGUGGUUUUUAAUAACAAUGAACUCAGUGGCAAGAUUCCUUCAACGCUAGGACUACUGCAGACUUUGAAGAUAUUGUACAUGCCUGUCAUACCAUUGGUUCUUGUCAAACAAACGUGAAGGAAUUGGGAUAGGAUGGAGCUCCUACAUUCCAAAUUAUAAUCCAAGCUUCAAAUCUUUUUGCCCUUUUUUUUUUCCACAGGUCAUUUCCUCUUCCAGUAAUAUUUGUUAGGAUUUAUUAGAACCAACCCCAUGUUAUAGUUUUAACUACUCAUUUGUUUUAGUGGCACAGGUGGUGUAACUUACUGUGCCGUUGCGUCUCUCCGGUUGAUGGGAUUCAUUGAAGAUGAUGUAUUGUCUAAAGGCGCAUCCUCUUCCAUCAUAAAUGUGCCAUUGCUUCUAGAUUGGAGCCUACAGAGGCUGGCAGCUAAUGGUUGAUUUCAAGGUCGACCCAACAAGCCUAGUGACACCUGUUAUGCCUUUUGGUAAAU